Messenger RNA from Mycotypha africana, 1001 nucleotides. RefSeq lists its product as uncharacterized. The record is from RefSeq and is a predicted model, not a curated record. NCBI's taxonomy places the organism in Eukaryota, Fungi, Mucoromycota, Mucoromycetes, Mucorales, Mycotyphaceae. The transcript is spliced from 4 exons. Bases 107 to 925 code for a protein of 272 amino acids. Gene Ontology annotation, molecular function: NADH dehydrogenase (ubiquinone) activity.
UUUGCGUCACCGAAAUGUACGCAUUUUGUGGGGAAAAAAUUCCGGGGAAAAUAGUCGAAUUGUUCUAAACAUCCUUUUCGGUCCUCUUCUACACUGUUAUCACAUAAUGGCAAUGAGAUCUUUCAGUGCAUCCUUGAUGCGUUUUCCCCGGCACAAAGCUUGGGUCAAAACAGCUGUGCCAGCGAGCUGUACACGAUCCUUCACUUCAACAGCAGCAAAAUGGCAAGCCGUUGAAGAAGAAAAAAAGCAAUAUUCAAAAGUAUCAGCCGAUCCCAGCUUUAAGUCAGGCAACGAUGAGCUUCAUGAAUACGGCAAAUACAUUAUGUGUGUUCUACCAAAGUUUAUUCAACAAUACAGCGUCUAUAAGGACGAACUUACACUUUAUGUUGCCCCUACUGCUAUCUAUCAAGUCCUUCACUUCUUACGAGAUCAUACAAAUGCUCAAUUUAAAUCCAUGAUGGAUAUCACAGCAGCUGAUUAUCCAAGUCGUGAGCAUCGUUUUGAAGUAGUAUACAAUUUACUCAGUAUGAAAUACAACGGUCGUAUUCGUGUAAAAACCUACGCUUCAGAAACAUCACCUGUACCCUCUUCGGUUCCUCUGUUCAGCGGUGCUAAUUGGCAAGAAAGAGAAACUUAUGAUAUGUUUGGUGUCUUUUUCACAGGGCAUCCUGAUUUGAGACGUAUUUUAACAGAUUAUGGUUUUGAAGGACAUCCUUUGAGAAAGGACUUCCCACUGACCGGUUACGUUGAAGUGCGUUAUGACGAAGAAAAGAAACGUAUCGUGACUGAACCUGUAGAAUUGGCACAGGCAUUUAGAAAUUUCGAAGGCGCUUUGUCACCUUGGGAACAAGUUGGCACCGGACGCGACGACACACCUAAGAAAAUUGAAAGUGAUGAACAAAAAACUGAAGAGCAAAAGAAGUAAACAUAUUAAAUUAGAAUACAUAUUGAUUUUUAACAUUAAAGUACGACAUAUGGUCAUCAGUGCAAUGGCAGUACCA